UUUUAAACAUGACUGAAUUUUAACAAAUGGAAAUUGAAGUAUUUUUUGAAUAUUUCAUAGUCGUACAUUUUAAAUUUUAAAGUGAGACACACAGAUAUUAUAAAAUAAAAACUAUAAAAGUUACAUGAGGAAGAAUCUGCAGAUUAAUUAUAACCAUUUUAUUAAACUUUCCUUAAAAAUUGUAGAGACUAUUUGCAUCAAAAAUUAGUAAUAGAUUAGAUCAAUUUUUAGAGAUAGACUAUUAAAAAAGUUUUGGAUGAAGAUCUUUUAGAGCUUCUAAAAGUAAAUAUUUUUUUGGCUGAAUUAUCAUAUACGAUAUGUAAAGAAGUACCAGAGCUUAAAUCGUAUCCACUUAGUAAAAUCUAUAGUUAAUUUAAGCAUUUAGUGAAGAUAUCUAUGAAUGUUUAUCACUUUAGGAACUUUAGGAUUACUUUAACAAUUUAAAUAGUUAGAUAUCUACAAUUUCAAAAUUCUAAGAUGAAAAUAAAUAUGUUUUACUGAGAAUAUGUAAUUCUAUGUUAAAAAGACUAUCAACAACAUAAGACACUUUUUUAAGAGGAUAAGUUUAAAUAUUUUUGACUUAAAUAUUUUCAACAAUACAUCCAUCUUUAAGAAAGAAACCUAUUAAUAUAAGAGAUAGAGGAUUUGAUGAAGAAUCUGUAAAAGUAAAUGCUUCUUUGCCAUAUUCUUUUUAUAAAAAUUUUUGGACUUUACAAAAAUAUUUAAAUAAUUCUGAAUUAAUAUUUAGAAGCAAAAUAGAAUUAGAUGAUAUAGGAGAUGAAGCUGGUUAAGUUUUAUAAGGAGUAUCUGAACCAUAAAGAACUAAAAAUCUUUAAGCUGUAAUAAAAGUAAUAAUGAGGGCUUUACAAUAUUUCAAAGAAAAUCCUAUAGAACCUGAAAUCAUUACAGUUAAAAGGUUUCCUAAAUUCUUAACUAAAUAUUCUUUAUUUAAAAAUCAGUUAAAUGAUCCUUAUUUUAGAAAAUUAUUUUUAAAUUAAGUUUUAUUGUUUAUUUUUGUAGCUGAACUUGAAAAUCAAGAAGUAUUAAAUCCUGUUAAUAUUUUAGAAAUAAUUUAUAUAAAAUUUGAAAAUAGAAGUUUAAAAAUAAUUAGAUGAAUUAGGAGAUAAAUUAGGAGAUAAAUUAGGAGAAAAAGUUUAACAUUUAAUUGAUACAGAACGAACAUGGGUAUUCUAUUCUUAUAUCUCAGCGACUUUGGGUGACAGAAAAGUAAUGUUUUGAUGAUGGAUAUGAAAAAUUUAGUAUUAAAGCAUCAGAAAAAGCUAAAAAAAAAAGAUAAGAAAUUUAAAGAAGAAUAUAUGAUGAUCUAAAAUAUAAAUAAACAGAUGCUUUUUAAUAAAUUCUACAAGAUUAAGGAAGACCUUAUAAAAUAGAAACUAAUCCUAUUGAACCUGGAUUAAAUUAUUAUUUAAAUGAAGUGUUUUAUUAAUUAGAUCAAAGUAGAAAAAUUGCUGAUAAUGAAAGAUGUAAAAAUCUAAAAGACUAUGCUUGGAAAUCAGUAAGAGUAAUAUCUAAAUAUCUUUUAAAAGAAUUGAAAAUUACAAAUCUAAUUACUUAGGAUUUGAAACCAUUACCAAAUUUAGAGGACAUUGUAGAAAAUUUAAAAAAUGCUGGAAAUGAAAUGAUAGCAGAGAGAUUAUCCUAACCUAGUAAUAAUAAUAAUAUUAAUAAUUCUGUUACAAUUAAACCUGUUCACAUUAAUUAAUAAUUACCAAUCUAGAAGUGA
This is a messenger RNA of Paramecium sonneborni, 1744 nucleotides long. The record is from the annotation of a GenBank genome assembly. NCBI's taxonomy places the organism in Eukaryota, Ciliophora, Oligohymenophorea, Peniculida, Parameciidae.